ACCCUCCCUCCUCCUCGCUCCCGCUCCUCUCGCUGUAGAGGGCUCCGAGAGCAGCUCCCAGCCAGUGUGCUCAGCCUGCCUGCCUGCCGCUGUGUGUGUGUGAGCGCGUGUGCGUGCGUCUACUUUGUACUGCGAGGAACACAGCCCAUGUGCUCUGCAUGGACGUUACUGUUACUCUGUGUAGCUUGAUUUUCCACAAGCAGGCAAGAUGUCCAGCACGCCACACGACCCCUUCUAUUCUUCUCCUUUCGGCCCAUUUUAUAGGAGACACACACCCUACAUGGUACAGCCAGAGUACCGAAUCUACGAGAUGAACAAGAGACUGCAGUCUCGCACAGAGGAUAGUGACAACCUCUGGUGGGACGCGUUUGCCACGGAGUUUUUUGAAGACGAUGCCACGCUGACCCUUUCCUUUUGUCUGGAAGAUGGACCGAAGCGAUACA
Myotis lucifugus (little brown bat) is the source of this 443-nucleotide messenger RNA. RefSeq names its product LIM domain-binding protein 2-like. Gene Ontology annotation, biological process: negative regulation of transcription by RNA polymerase II; positive regulation of transcription by RNA polymerase II; nervous system development. Gene Ontology annotation, molecular function: LIM domain binding. The record is from RefSeq and is a predicted model, not a curated record. The annotation marks the transcript as partial. The transcript has 2 exons. Lineage: Eukaryota; Metazoa; Chordata; Mammalia; Chiroptera; Vespertilionidae. Gene Ontology annotation, cellular component: transcription regulator complex; nucleus.